AUGAGGCAAAGGGAAAGCAAAGAAUUUGCUGAGCUAUUAAACAGAUCAAGAGAAGGUAAUCAUACAAAUGAAGACAUUGCAAAAUUAAGGACUCACAGCAUUGCAUUAAGUAAUCCAAACUAUCCAAAAGAUGCACCACAUUUGUUUAUCCAAAAUUCAAAAGUGAAUGAUUUUAACUGCAAAGUUCACAAUGCUCUUACAGGUAUGAAAUAUUCUAUCAAAGCUCAUGAUAGUGUAGUUGGAGCUGAAUCACAGGAGCUUAGAGACAAAUUAUUGAAACAGAUACCGAGCGAUCCUAGGAAGACUAAACAAUUACACUCGAUAUUACACUUAGCAGUUGGAGAAAGAACUGAGAUAUCUCUGAAUACAAGGACAGAUGAUGGCAUGACUAAUGGUGCAGGAAAUUUUAUUAAACUGAUGCAAAUACACAAUACUAAUAAGCCUUCAGGGAUCAUA
This is a messenger RNA of Pocillopora meandrina, 456 nucleotides long. Lineage: Eukaryota; Metazoa; Cnidaria; Anthozoa; Scleractinia; Pocilloporidae. The record is from the annotation of a GenBank genome assembly.